Molecule: messenger RNA, 1420 nt
Organism: Tetranychus urticae (two-spotted spider mite)
Lineage: Eukaryota; Metazoa; Arthropoda; Arachnida; Trombidiformes; Tetranychidae
Biological process (GO): vesicle cytoskeletal trafficking
Cellular component (GO): early endosome
Molecular function (GO): protein binding
Source: RefSeq, a predicted model, not a curated record
GUUACCUGGAAGUAGGUGGGUCUGUUUCAUCUUUGAUUGUUAAUUACUAUUAACAUCCCUUCUUCAUCUAUGAUCAUCGGCAAUAUUUUUACUUAGAACAGUUCAAUUCAUAAGAUAAUAUUAAGAUUAUUUCAUGACCAAGAUGAUAGUGGUGACCAAUUUUUAAUUUUGAGCUGUUGAAGCAUCUAUUUUCAUGCUGUUUGUUUAUGUUUACAACCUUCACUCCUCUCCACAUCAUCUGUCAAUAUUUCCUAUUUGGACCUUACGUACUCAGAAUGAAUCUUGAUUGUUACAUGAUUAAACUAACCAUAUCACUCUGAGAUAAGGAGACAUCCGAACAAAUUAAAGGAUUCCAGUGGAAAAAUUUGAUGGUUCCAACUUAUUGGUGGACCACGAUGACUGACUUUACACAAUUCAAAGCAAUAAACUCUAAAUUAAAGAAAAGAUUUCUUUUAAGGAAACCUAAUUUUUCAGAAGCUAGUCAACAAUUCAGUGACCUGAGUCAAGAUUUUAAAGAAUUCAAAUUAUUCGCUGGUUAUUGUUCUCUGGCAUCAGCGCGAUGUGAACAUUCCCUUGGAAAUGUUAAUAUGGAAUUACAAGCGCUUCUUCAAGCUGCUCGCCAUUUUGCUGAAGGAAAAGAAAUAAACGCUGCCAUAUCAGCUUAUCGUCACGCAUUACUUAUCUCAGCUGAAGCCAAUUUGCCUUACAUUUACAUUGAACUGGCUCGUUUAUAUGAGAAGCAUCGUCGUUUCAAUGAAGCAGCUAUUGUUUAUGAAGAAGCAUCAAUGUUUAGAGACGCAGCAAAUUGUUUCAUGGACGCUCAUCUUUACGAUAAGGCAUUGAGCUGCUUUAAUAAACUGGACAAGCAGAAGUUAAAAGUUAAUGAUGAAAUAUCUAUUUUUUUGUUGAAGCUUUUUCUUUAUGAUGUUCGUCGUUUAUCAUUAGAAUUUCCAGUAGUCAAUUGUACCUGUGAAGAUGAUGACAUAAUCUCUUUAAAUAUUCUAUUAGAAUCACUAUUCUAUUACGAAACGGAGCAAAGGGAAGGUGUGGAGAUUAAGAAUAAUAUAAUCUCAAAAUUAAAUCCAUUCUUGGAUGGUAGACAAAAAGAGCUACUUCUUGCGCUAGCAGAUCCCAGAGAAACAGAUGAAUUGUCUUAUGGAAUGGAAAACUGGAAAAUCUAAAAACGAAUUAAAAUCUCCCAACCAUGUCAUUUACUAUCUAUACAAGGAAAGGCACAAAUAAGAUAUGAAAUAUCAUGGUAAUUAAUACAAAAUAAUUAUAACAAACGAAGCAAUACAAAUUUAUUUGUAUCACGACGCUUAGACGUGAAUCAACAUCUCUACCUUGAACCAAAGAUGUUUUAUAUAUUUAUCUUACCAUAGUAUGUUUAUAAAUAAUAAAAUUUAGUUUAUUUUACCUA